CUGCUCCUUUGCAAGCAAGUUCACCUCCAGCCCCCAGACAUGUCCUGCUGCAGCCCAUGCCAGCCCUGCGGCCCAACCCCGCUGGCCAACAGCUGCACUGAGCCCUGUUGUGUGAGAUGCCAGAGCUCCACCGUUGUCAUCCAGCCCUCCGCCGUGGUGGUGACCCUGCCCGGACCCAUCCUCAGCUCCUUCCCACAGAACACCGCCGUGGGCUCCUCCACCUCCGCUGCCGUUGGCAGCAUCCUCAGCUCUCAGGGGGUGCCCAUCAGCUCCGGGGGCUUUGACCUCUCCUGCCUGGGCAGCGGCUACUGCGGCAGGAGCUGCCCCCCCUGCUAGAGCUGCCACAGGCAGCCCCACAGCAGGACUCCCUGCAACCCACAAGAUGGUAAUGAACUGACCCUGGAGAUCCUGGACAUCGCUUUCAGAGGGACUCAGCACCCGUGGCUCCAGCUGCACAGGCAGCAGCAGUGAGGGCUCGCCUGGGCUCUCUGAAAUGUGGCUCCUGUCUAUCUUACCUGCUCCUACCUCUCUUUC
Messenger RNA from Pogoniulus pusillus (Red-fronted tinkerbird), 534 nucleotides. Its product is annotated as feather keratin Cos1-2-like. Gene Ontology annotation, molecular function: structural constituent of cytoskeleton. The record is from RefSeq and is a predicted model, not a curated record. Gene Ontology annotation, cellular component: intermediate filament. The transcript is spliced from 2 exons. Bases 40 to 336 code for a protein of 98 amino acids. Lineage: Eukaryota; Metazoa; Chordata; Aves; Piciformes; Lybiidae.